AUGGCCAGGCAUCUGGCCAGCGUGGGCAUGGGAGGGAUUGGCUCCCGCUGGAGCAUUGGCACUGUGCCCCAUUUGCCCUCCCCUGGUGCUGACAGGCGUCUCUCCGCAGGGAUCCGCUCCUGGGACAUCGAUGUGGCUGCCUGCAACCUCGACGAGCAGCUGAAGCUCUUUGUGUCCCGGCACUCGGCCACCUUCUCCAGCAUCGUGAAAGGGCAACGGACCCUCCACCACCGCAGCGAUGUCCUGGAGACCCUGGUGCUGCUCAACCCUUCGGACAAGUCCCUGUGUGACGAGCUGCGAAACCUGGUCACGGACGUGUCCCAGCACAAGCUGCUGGUGUUCGCGGGCCCCUGCGUGGAGGACACCGGGGAGCUGAUGCUGCAGACAGGCUGCUUCUCUCUGCAGGAUUUCAUCCAGAUCUUCGCCGAUAAAGAGGUGGGGGAGAUCCUGAGCUCGGCCGACCCGUCCGCCAAAGCCCGCCUGACCAUCAGCUGCCCGGACUUCGGGGAGUGGCAGGACUCGGGCCUGGAGCAGCACAACCUGCAGGACUUCAUCGAGCUGCGGUUCAACCCCGGCUGCGUGCUGCCCGCCAUGGAGGGCUUGCAGGAGUUUGUGGAGUACCUCUCCGAGUCGCUGGAGCCCCCGUCCCCCUUCGACCUGCUGGAGCCCCCCACCAUGGUGGGCUUCCUCAAGCUCUCCAAGCCCUGCUGCUACAUCUUCCCCGGUGGGCGAGGCGACUCGGCCUUCUUCGCCGUCAACGGCUUCAACGUGCUGGUCAACGGCGGCUCCAACCCCAAGUCGUCCUUCUGGAAGCUGGUGCGGCACCUGGACCGCGUGGACGCCAUCCUGGUGACCCACGUGGGCACCGACAGCUUGCCCGGCGUCAACAGCCUGCUGCAGCGCAAGCUGGCCGAGCUGGAAGAGGACCCGUUGCAAGGCGUGCAGGCCGGCGAGGACUGGGUGAGGAACCUCAUCUCCCCCGAGCUCGGCGUCGUCUUCCUCAACGCCUCCGAGAAGUUGAAGGAGGCGGAGGGCGACUCCCGGGUGCUGAAGAGCAGCGACGAGGCCAGCCUGGCCCUGCGGUCCCUGGAGCGGCUGGGCAUCCAGCCUCACCCGCUGUGGCGGGAUGGCAGCCCCAGGGUGGAGCCCACCGUGCUGUUCCAGAAGAUGGGGGUGGGACGGCUGGACAUGUAUGUGCUGAACCCCACCAAGGGCAGCAAGGAGCUGGAGUUCCUGCUGCAGCACUGGUCCGGCAGCGGCUGCACCAGGGAGCAGGAGCUGCCCCUGCAGUGCCUGGCCUCCGUCUGCGUGCUGCUGGCGUGGCACCCGGCCAGCCCCGCCGAGAAGAUCAUCCGGGUGCUGUUCCCCGGCUGCGCCCCACAGAGCCGCAUCCUGGAGGGGCUGGAGAAGGUGAAGCACCUGGAGUUCCUCAAGCGCCCGGUGGUCACCAAGAACGACCUGAAGGCCGCGGGCCAGCCCGAGCGGCCGCUCAAGCAGAAGCGGGCCGAGAGCAAGGAGAGCCUCAAAUCGGCCUCCAGGCUGAGCCUCGUGGAGGCCGGCGCCCCCAAGGAGAGGACCCUCAAGGCCGAGAAGAAAGAGGUGAAGCCGGGGACCAAGGACAAGGCCAAGGGGCCGGGCGAGGCGGCCAAGCCCAACCUGGAGGAGCCCAGGGCCAAGCUGGACUCGUCGACCGAGAAGCUCAAGGUGGACGCACGGCCCAAGCCGAGCAAAGAGAAGGCGGCGCCCAAAAAGGAGCCGCCCGCCCGCGACACCCGGAAGGAGGAGAAGCGGCCCCCGAAGAAGGAGGACGGCGGCGCCGAGGCCAAGAAGGACACGAAGGGCCCGAAGAAGGAGCUGAAAGCGGAGCCGCCGCGGAAGGACGCCAAGGAGAGCAAGGUGGAGGGGAAGGCGGCACCCAAGCUGCCCUCCCGGAAGACCCCGGGGCCGGAGACCCGCAAGCUGGCGCCCAAGGUGGGCAGCCUCAGGAAGUCGACCCUCAAGAAGGAGCCGGACAAGCCCAAGGCCAAAGCGGUCAAGGAGGCCGGGGCGGAUGGUGGGAGGCCGCCUACGCCUGAGGAGGCUGGCGCCUCGGAGGGCUCCAAGUCCUCCACCCCGGAGGCUGUGCCGGGGGAGGCAGGCGGUGGGGCUGCCCCCAGGGAGGAGUCCACGGAUGAGGGCAUCACCAUGGCGGAGAGCGAGCUGGAGCCGUCGCCCCUGGAGAACGGGACCCCCGGGCACGGUGCCGGCACGCAGGCGUGCGCUGGGCCGGGCUGCAUGGAGAACGGGCUGCCGGGUGAGGACGUGGACAGCCCCCAGCGCUUCCGGUACCUGGAGACCAGCCCGCUCAAGGGCAUCGGGCCCCCCUCGCCCCUGCCCAAGACGCCCAAGAGCGACCGCAGCGUCAACUUCGACGUGACGCCCACGGGGCUCCUCAACCACUGCCCCGACGGGGCCGAGGAGCCGUGCGGCAGCUCCGAGGAGAAGACCCUGGAGAUGAUGUCCCCGGCCAGCUCGGGCCCGGCCAGCGCGGGCCACACGCCCUUCCACCAGUCCCCCGUGGAGGACGCCCUGGGCACGGGGGAGCCGGCGCCCGGCGCGCAGGACACGAGGCAGCUCGGAGCCUGGCGAGCGGGCGGCGCCGCGCCCCGGGAGGAGCCGGCGCGAGGCUGCUCGGCGGGGCCCACGCCGGAGCCCGACCCAGCGCCGGGCAAGGGCGGGUUGUCGCUGCCACUGCGGCCCUGCCAUCGCACCCCGCGGGCCGAGGGCGAUGGGCACGGGCGCCGCUCGGACUCGCCCCACGACGUGGACUUGUGCCUGGUGUCGCCCUGCGAGUUCGAGCACCCCAAGUCGGAGCGGUCGGCCUCCCUCAACCUCAGCCCCCGGGACUUGUCCGACAGCGACCUCUCCCAGGAGCUGGCCAAGCCGCUGGCCCCGCGCUGUGUCACUGCCCCCGACCCGGACGGGCCCCGGCCCGCCGAGGACUGCGCCUGCGUCCUGGCCGACGGCGGCCUGGAAUCGGAUGAAGAAGCUGUGCACCCCACCAGGGCCCGGGACCCGCUCCCAGCCCCCAUGAAGGACCCCUGCCCCCUCCCCGCCCAGCCCGGGAUCUGCAUGGUGGACCCCGAGGCCCUGCCCGUGGACCAUGCCCGCUCGGGGAAGAAGGAGCCGGCCGGCAAGCUGAAGAGGACUCCGUCCCGCCCGGGCUCAGCCCCCACGCCCCUGCGGGCCGACCCCCCCAAGCACUCCACUCUCAAGGCCAAGGCCCCCGGGGGCUCCGCGCGCGACAUCGGAGACAAGGCCCGGCCGCCCACCCUCGGCAGGGCCAACACCCUGGAGAAGGGGCUGCACGCCAGCGGGGACAUCCGAGCCCCCUUGUCCUCGAGCCGGGGCGCUGGAGUCCGGCCUCCCUCGGGCGCCGGCCGGUCGUCCCCUGCAGGCUCCAAGCCGGCCUCGCCCCCUGGCCCCCCGGUCUACGUGGACCUGGCGUACGUGCCCGGCUCGUGGAGCGCCCGGACCGUGGACGAGGAGUUCUUCCGGCGCGUGCGCUCCCUCUGCUACGUCAUCAGCGGCGAUGACCACGUCAAGGAGGGCGUCAUGCGCCCCAUCCUGGAUGCCCUUCUGGCGGGCAAGCAGCAGUGGGGCAGCGACGUCCAGGUGACCCUGAUCCCUACCUUCGACUCGCUGGUGAUGCACGAGUGGUACCAGGAGACCCACGAGCGCCAGCAGGAGCUGGGCAUCACGGUGCUGGGCAGCAACAGCACCGUGGCCAUGCAGGAUGAGACCUUCCCCGCCUGCAAGGUGGAGUUCUGAGGGCGCCGGCCAGGGUUAACCCUUUCCAGCCCAGCACCGGAGGAGGGACUCGGUUGCCCGCUGGCCCCCCUGCAGGGGUUGGGACCUGAUGCCCCUGCACUGGGAAAACACUCCUGAGCCUGGGGAGGGGAGGGGGGAGGAGCCCCUCCUGGACUGGAAAGGGUUACCUGGCAUGGCCAUGCCCCCCCUGCAUCGUCACUCACCACCUGGUUACUGCAUGCCCACAGCCAGAGCCGCACACAGUCCUCGCUCUGUCCCCUGCCCCAGGGGUGACGGUUUGGGCGGGGGGGGGGGGGUAUCCUCUCUGCCCCCUGCCCAGCAGAGGGGCUGGGGCUGCCCUGGGCAUGAGCCAUACUCGAGUUACAGGGUAAUUUGUUUGUUCCUA
Messenger RNA from Alligator sinensis (Chinese alligator), 4195 nucleotides. RefSeq names its product microtubule associated protein 1S (gene MAP1S). NCBI's taxonomy places the organism in Eukaryota, Metazoa, Chordata, Crocodylia, Alligatoridae. Bases 1 to 3810 code for a protein of 1269 amino acids. Gene Ontology annotation, molecular function: actin binding; microtubule binding. Gene Ontology annotation, cellular component: cytosol; dendrite; neuronal cell body. The record is from RefSeq and is a predicted model, not a curated record. The transcript has 9 exons. Gene Ontology annotation, biological process: dendrite development; regulation of microtubule depolymerization; axonogenesis.